Colletotrichum spaethianum is the source of this 1200-nucleotide messenger RNA. RefSeq names its product tyrosine--tRNA ligase, mitochondrial. Lineage: Eukaryota; Fungi; Ascomycota; Sordariomycetes; Glomerellales; Glomerellaceae. Gene Ontology annotation, molecular function: ATP binding; tyrosine-tRNA ligase activity. The coding region runs from base 1 to 1200 and encodes 399 amino acids. The transcript is spliced from 6 exons. The record is from RefSeq and is a predicted model, not a curated record. Gene Ontology annotation, biological process: tyrosyl-tRNA aminoacylation.
AUGGCGGAAGGCACCAAGGCCCAGGAGAGGUUCGCCCUCAUCCAGGAGAACCUGGCCGAGAUCAUGAACCCCGAAAUCAUCGAGAAGAUCCUGGCCGAGGGACGCAACCCGAAGAUUUACUGGGGAACCGCGACAACGGGCAGACCGCACUGCGGCUACUUUGUGCCAGCCAUUAAGCUGGCUCAGUUCCUCGCCGCCGGUUGCGAGCUGACCGUCCUCCUUGCCGACAUCCACGGCUUUCUCGACAACCUCAAGGCCCCGAUCGAGCUUGUCGAGCAGCGCGCCAAAUUCUACAAGUUCGCCAUCACGAACAUCCUCAACGCCGUCGGCGUUUCCACCGAGAAGCUCAAGUUCGUCCUGGGUAGCUCCUACCAGAAGAGCCCCGAGUACAUUAUGGACGUCUACAAGAUGAGCUCGCUCAUCAGCGAGAGGGACGCGAAGAAGGCCGGUGCUGAGGUCGUGAAGCAGUCUGAUAACGCCCCCAUGAGCGGUCUGCUCUACCCUGUGCUCCAGGUUUGCGAUGAGGAGCACUUGGGUGUUGAUGCUCAGUUUGGAGGCAUGGACCAGAGAAAGCUGUUCGCGGCGGCAACCGAGUGGCUGCCCAAGGUUGGAUACCAAGUGCGCGCACAUUUGCUGAACCCCAUGGUUCCUGGCCUGAACGGUGGCAAGAUGAGCUCAAGCGACCCUGACAGCAAGAUUGACCUUCUUGAUGCGCCCGAGGUCGUCCAGAAGAAGCUCCGCAAGGCCGAGUGUGUGCCUAAGGUUGCCGAGGGCAAUGGUGUCCUGGCCUUUGUCGAGUACGUGAUACUUCCGGCCGCGGGUCUGAAGGGCAAGAAGGAAUUCCGCGUCGAGCGCGAGCGCGACGGCCUCGAGCCCCUAGUCUACACUGACAUCGCCGAGAUGCACACCGACUACAAGAACGACGUGUUGACGCCCCAGCUGUUGAAGCCCGCAGUGACUAAGGCUCUUAACGAUCUCCUGGCGCCUAUCCAGAAGGCGUUCCAGGACUCGGAGGAGUGGAAGGAGAUUACGCAGAAGGCUUACCCCCCGGUAGAGGACGACAAGAAGAAGAAGAAGAAGCAGCCCAAGGACAAGGGCUCCCGCUACCCCGGUGGAGGCAAGGGCGGCGCUGCGGCCCAGGACGGCGCGGUCAAGGAGUCGGAGCUGCCCGUGCGUCCGGCCGAGGGCGCGGCCCAGUGA